Aspergillus homomorphus CBS 101889 is the source of this 1653-nucleotide messenger RNA. Its product is annotated as phosphopantothenate--cysteine ligase CAB2. The transcript has 3 exons. Gene Ontology annotation, molecular function: phosphopantothenate--cysteine ligase activity. The record is from RefSeq and is a predicted model, not a curated record. The coding region runs from base 250 to 1464 and encodes 404 amino acids. Gene Ontology annotation, biological process: coenzyme A biosynthetic process. Gene Ontology annotation, cellular component: cytoplasm; nucleus. Lineage: Eukaryota; Fungi; Ascomycota; Eurotiomycetes; Eurotiales; Aspergillaceae.
AUUAUAUCCUCCGUUGAGGAUUUUGCUUUGUAAAGGGGUAGAACAUCGCAUUCCUGAAUCCAACCUCCACUCGUUCGACACCGAUCGCCGAUACACACUCUCUCCUAUAUAUCUGUUAUAUCCAUACAAUAAGCGCGCAUCCUCUUUUCACUCCUCCCCCGCGCACCUUGCAGUGGCAUUGAUAAAUACUGUUGGGUGAUAAUUUGUGCUUGGUCAAUCAGAGUCCGAAGAGAAAUAGCCGGACCCGACAUGUCGUCCGCUCCGACGGCAGAUAUGACUCCUGCGGAGGCCGAAUCCGUCUACUUCAACAAUUACCCUCCUCCCAAAGCUCUUCCAAAGCAUGAGGCAUUGGCACGUGCCUUUGUGGACUACCAUGUCCAAGCAGGUCGGCGCCUGGUUCUCGUCACCUCCGGGGGCACCACCGUCCCUCUUGAGAACCAAACCGUGCGAUUCAUCGACAACUUCAGUGCCGGCACGAGAGGUGCCGUAUCGGCGGAAUACUUCCUACAGCAGGGCUAUGCCGUGAUCUUCCUCCAUCGUCAGUUUAGUCUGCUGCCAUAUUCACGACACUACAGCCACUCGACCAACUGCUUCCUCGACUUCAUGGACGAAGAUGAGUCUGAUUCAGAGAAUGGCUCGGUCGUUGUGUGCAAGGAAUACCAAGAUCAGAUGCGAGAUGUGUUGCGCAAGUACAAAUAUGCCAAACGGAACAAUCUUCUCCUACUCCUUCCCUUUACAACAAUUUCCGAAUAUUUGUUCGAACUACGGUCGCUCGCGCAACUGAUGAAACCUCUGGGCCCCAACGCAUUGUUCUACUUGGCGGCGGCGGUGAGCGAUUUUUUUAUUCCCCGCGAUCGCAUGUCGGAGCACAAAAUCCAAUCCUCAGAGUUACCAAGCCACUUGACGGGGGGCCAGGUCGAUGAUCCGUCAGACAUAUACACUGGGGGGAUUGAGCCACAACCACCAAACCGGAGCAAGAAGCUGGUCAUAGACUUGGACCCUGUCCCAAAGUUUCUCCACCGGCUUGUGGACGGUUGGGCCCCAGAUGGAAGCAUGGUCGUCUCCUUCAAGCUGGAAACCGACCCCAAUCUGCUGGUGUACAAGGCGCAGACUGCCCUGCAACGGUAUGCGCAUCAUCUGGUGAUUGGAAAUCUGCUGGCAACACGCAAAUGGGAGGUGGUAUUUGUCACACCGGAGCCUCCGUAUGAGCGUUGGAUUCGGGUGCCCAAAUCGCGGCGCAGCAAGAGCAUCUCUGGUAGCGAAGACCAGGUCGGGUUGGCGGAGGCCAAGCGGCGGGCGGGCGAAGCCGCGGCGCUGACGGGAGAAACCAGUGGGGGCGCCGACCGAGGGCCGGAGGUUUUUACUGCCGCAGAAGAAGGCGUGGAGAUCGAGAGCCUGAUCAUUCCUGAAUUGGUCAAGUUACAUUCGAACAAGAUUGCCCAGCAUGGCCCUCCUCCAUCAUAGAUAGGAUGGGUUAGUGGCAGCUUGAAAGUGAUUGCGUGUAGAAGAAGAAUAGGAUGAAACGUUGCGACCGUUGAGGUCGGGCGUGUUUUGAGUGCCCGUUUCUGGAGAAAGGAGCUAGGGACACUGCUUAGUGAAUAGUUUAAAACAUAGGGUCCAUUGAGCCCCUCAAACAGAUUAAUGCCCAUAUUC